AAUCGUUCUCCUGAUGCAAAGCUAUUGGCAGCAAGAGGAGCACCAGGAACGUGAAGGAGGAGAAAACUCUGCGAGGUCAAAUUCCAAAGUUCAAAGGAGUUUCGACUUAAGAAUGCAUCCUCAGUACUUGAAGAAGAAAAGAGUCAACGUCCUCAAGAGUGAUGUCUUUUUCUAGGAAGAUACCAAAGCGAACGCGUCAUUACCAAGAAGGGAACUGUUUUUUCCCGCCAUUAGGCUAGUAGUACUAAAGGGGACACCAUGACGAUGAUGAUGAUUAGCUCUAAUAUCUUUAUCCUCUAGGAAGAUGCCCGACUAUUCGUAUCUUGAGCGAGUGCACCGCUCUGACCAAGUUGAGGCGAUUUCUGCGGAGUAUUUCGCACAGUUGCUCGCAUUCUUACACAUUUUCUUGCAG
This is a messenger RNA of Amoebophrya sp. A25, 412 nucleotides long. The record is from the annotation of a GenBank genome assembly. NCBI's taxonomy places the organism in Eukaryota, Dinophyceae, Syndiniales, Amoebophryaceae.